This is a messenger RNA of Phycodurus eques (leafy seadragon), 4261 nucleotides long. RefSeq names its product myocilin (gene myoc). Gene Ontology annotation, cellular component: Golgi apparatus. Lineage: Eukaryota; Metazoa; Chordata; Actinopteri; Syngnathiformes; Syngnathidae. The coding region runs from base 973 to 2379 and encodes 468 amino acids. Gene Ontology annotation, biological process: signal transduction; osteoblast differentiation. The transcript is spliced from 5 exons. The record is from RefSeq and is a predicted model, not a curated record.
AAAAUUGUUUUACUAUUUUUUAUAUUUAAAAGUUAAAGGUACAUGUACAAUUAUCUAUUGUAUAUUUUUUAUUUUAUUUCGAGUAAAAUAUUUUUCACAAAUAAAGGAAAAUGUUAAAUAUGUACAUAUAUAUAUUUAUUUUACCAAUACUUAUUUUUGUAUUUAAAAUAACCAACUGUUUAAAAAAAAAUGAAUGCAUAUUAAAAUUUUAUUUUACAAAUUUUGUAUUUGAAUAUUUAUAUAUUUAUAAUUAUCAAUUUUAAGAAGUUAAAUCCACAUGUAAACAUUUCCGUCUCAUUUAUAUUGAAAUAAAAUGUACUAUACCAAAUUAACAUUUUUUUUUUUUAAAUAUUAAAAAAAUGUGUCCCAAUAGUUUAUUUUACUAAUACGUUUUAUGAUUUAAAUCGUUUCCCAAAAAUACUUUGCCCACUUGUUUCUCGCAUAUGGCAAAGAACAUCCAUGGCACCCCAUUUUGCGCUGUUACCACCUUAGGGUUUCGUCUCUUGGCACCAGUCGACUCGUAAACUAGAUGCCCCUCUCCCGAACACCCCCCACCCCCACCCGACUAUACGAAAGGGGACACUGCUGUAAAUGAAUCCGAUGAGGCUCUGACUUUCUUGAACUGCGCUAGGAAUUAUAUCCAGGUUAUUAAAUAAAACCCAGAGUGCCAAUUACGAAUAAAGUAGAGGUUUGUUGUUGUUUAGGGGUCGGCGGUGGGUUAAUAGAAAGCCGUGCUGAAAGAGCGGGGAAAAAUAACCCGAGCCUCCACCUUCUCCCGAAAAUCCAUCUUUCUCCCCUCCCUCGUGCUCUCGCUCCCUCCUUUUUACCUCUUCCACUCACCGUAUAAAUAUCAGUGGAGGGCACGGAGAGAGAUCAUUGGAAGCGACCUGCUCACAAGGGAGACGACCAACAAAACCCAAGAAACUCAUCCCCUGAAAAGUCCAUUUAGGAUUUACUCAUCACUCCUCCAUCAUGUUCCUCCUGCUCUCCAUGUGCCUCUUGGGGCUCCUGGCCCCACGGGGUGACGCCCAGGACCGAGCCACCCUCUGGAGGGGCAACGACCGAAGCGGCCGAUGCCAGUACACCUUCGCCGUGGCCAGCCCCGCCGAGGCCAGCUGCCCCCAGGCCGGAGGCCCCGAGGUGGAGGGCGUCAAGGCCAGGCUCUCCCUGCUGGAGGCGCUGGUAUCCAGGCUGACCGGCGGAGGAAGGGAGGCCCGCCCCUCCGCGGCGGACUCGGGGGCCGAGCUCCGGGAGGCGCUGAACCAGGCGGUGGACGAGAGGAACCUGCUGCAGGGGGAGAAGGAGCGCCUGGAGAGGGAGCUGGGGGCGCUUCAGAGACGCCUGGAGGAGAUGCUGAGGGAGACGGAGAGACUGAGGAGCAGACCGUGCCCCCCGCAGACCCCGGCCGUGCCGGACGGCGGUCUGAUGAGACCUGCUGCAGGAUCGAGCCCCAUGUCCCACCUGAUGGCGCGUCCCAACGGGCAGGGCGACAGGAGCAGUUUAAGAGACUCUGCGUGGCAGCAGGGCUUCCAGGAACUCAAAGCGGAGGUGACCGAAGUUCCGGCUCCUGAAGAAUACACAGGUUGCGGCGUGCUGGUGUCCGUGUCCGAGCCCGUCGCUCACAGGAAGGCCGACGGCAUCGCGGGCAAGUACGGCGUCUGGAUGCGGGACCCCGAGGCCGUGGCCCCGUACGGGCCCGACAUGGUGUGGCGCAUCGACACCGUCGGCUCUGACAUCAGGCAGAUGUUUGGAUACGAAGACACGGAGCAGCUCUCCAAGGGCUUCCCCACCAAGGUGGUGUUGCUACCGGAGCCCGUGGAGGGCACGGGCGCCGUCCUGUACCGAGGCUCCCUGUACUACCAGCGGCGCCGCAGCCGCACCCUGAUCCGCUUCGACCUGGCGUCGGAGAGUGUGGCGGCGCGGCGCGACCUCCCGCACGCCGGCUUCCAUGGCCAGUUCCCGUAUUCGUGGGGCGGCUACACCGACAUCGACCUGGCGGUGGACGAGCGCGGGCUGUGGGCCGUCUACUCCACCAGCGAGGCCAAGGGCGCCGUGGUGCUGUCCCGGCUGGACCCGCACGACCUGCGGGUGACCAAGAGCUGGGAGACCAACAUCCGCAAGAACGCCGUGGCCAACGCGUUUGUCAUCUGCGGCCGCCUCUACACCGUUGCCAGCUACGCAGCGGCCAACACCACCGUCAACUACGUGUACGACACGGAGAGCGGCCGCGGUCGCGCCCUGGCUGUGCCCUUCCGGAACAAGUAUCGCUACAACAGUAUGAUUGACUACAACCCAACGCAAAAGAAGCUCUUUGCGUGGGACAACUUCCACAUGGUCUCGUACGACGUGCGGCUGGGGCGCCCGGUGCCCGCAGCCUAAGAGAAGUGACUUUGGCUUCACCCGCUCCCGCUUCAAAGACUCAGUUUUUUGUCAAGCCUGGCUAAAAGGCCACAGAAGGCCACUACAUUGUUUUUUAAAUAUAUGUUGUAAUUCAACUUUGACCUUUUAACUUUGGAUUGUUGCGUUUUCAGUAAUAAGUGGUACGUGUUUAAUAUUGGGAUUUUUUUUUAUUUUACAUUUACGUGAUUUAAAAAUGUGAAAUUUCCAAAUAAAAAGUUAAAGUAAGUAAAAAAAGAAAAAAAGUACAAAUUAAGUAAAAGACAAAACAUUUCAGUUGUUUUACAGUUUUACUUAACAUGUUUUCAAUUUUAAAAUUUACAUGAUUUGACCAGGUUCUACUUCCUUCAAGUGGAAAACAUAAAAACAUAAAACAUUUGGUAAAAAUGUAAACAUUGAUAAAAAAUUCUUAUGUAAAUUUCUUUUAUUUUUUUUAUUUUGUUAAAUUUUGUUUUUAUUUAAUGUUCUUACUUGACUUUUUUACCCAAGUUUUGCAUUACAUUUACAUUUUUAAAUAAAGGGGGGGGGGGGAAUCAUAUACAUUUUUAAUAUUAAAGGGGUGCUUGCAGUUUUAAAAUCGCUAGCAAGAUUUGAACGUAGCCUCACUUCACCAAUGCACGGCAAAUGAUUGACACCUUGUCCGUCACGGCUUCUUUCUCUGAUAGGCGGUUCUUUCUCAGGCGUGGUGGUUUCUUAAAAAUAAAAAUAAAAUGCAAUGGAAAAAUCGUUAAGUAAAAAUGUUUGUUUUAACUUAGUCACAUUUUUAAGUAAAACUCCUAUUAAUAAUUUAUGUUUUACAUUUUUCACCUGUUUAAAACUACAUUUAUACUUAAAAAAAAAAUGUUUUAAUUCAGUGUUUUACAUUUUUACAUUUGACCAGGCUCUACUUCCACCACGCAUCAGAAAAGAAUGAAGUAUAAACAUGACACAUUAAGUAAAAAGUCUUCAUUUUAAUAGGAAAUAUUUUACUUAAUUUUACAUUGUUUACUUAGUUGUUACUGACUGUAUCAUGUUUUUACGUGUUAAUGUUCAUGGUUUUUGUCGUAUAUAUUUUUUUACAUGGCGUUUUAAAAUAAAAUGAAAGUUUAAAAUUUGAAUAAAGUACAACCUGAUUCAAUCAUGAAAUGAAAUAGAAAAAUAAAACUUAACAAAUUUAAGAAAAAACAACUUUUAAAAUGUCAAGUUAAAAGGGUAAAAGUUCGUAUUAAGUUGUAACGCAUUAAAAAAAAAAAAUAUUGUAGGCGUGGCAAGCAAAGCACGCCAGGAUGCACGAAGAGGAAUUAUUUUUGUACCUGAUGUUUGUGAUUUUUUUUUUUUGUGUCCAUACCGCUACUUGGUACUUUUUACUAACUUUGUACACGUGUGACAUUGAGUACUACGUAAAGUACUGGCAUUCCCAGUGUCCUCCAUUCGCUUCGCCGUCAUUAUCGUACCUUUUUUUUCCCAGGAAACGGCUAUCUUCCGAUUGGCUACGAUGGCCUCGCGGUUUGAGGGCUUUGUGGCGCCACCUGCUGCUUUGGCGUGGACUUGACACGCAACUUCUCGCACAAAAUGAUUGAUUGACACGUGUGCGAGUGUACAAAUACUAAUUGUACUAAUGUAAUGUACAAUGUGUGAAUAGUUGACAUUAUGAUAUUGCAUGAACACUGUAGUCAGCUAAUGUACAUUGUUCAUCUUGAAAUAAAACGUUUAAAAUGACAUUGUGUGCUCGUUUUAGGCAAACGUGACUUUCAAGGCAUAUUUUUCUAGAAAUCUUUGGUUUAAAAUUCAAAUAGUGUGACUUAAGGCAUAUAUCAUUUAGUAAGUUUACGUUGUCUGACUUCAGGCAUAUUUUCCUCGAAAAUUUGGCCCAAAAAUUCAUUCU